CCCGGAUGGCCGUUUAGUCGGUGCCGAGACGCCGAGGCUCCCACAUCGGGCCCUGGAAAAAAAAAAAAAAAAAGGGGGGGGGGGGACCCGCCGUAAUCCGCAUCCAUCCUCCGCCUGACGCCCCCAUCCGCUCUCGGGAAGCCCGUAUCCGGAUAGAGCGGACCGAGCCCGAUCCGAAGAGACAGAGGCACGUUUCGCGAGGCGCCAGGAGGAACCAACGUACUCAAUGACCUUCCAGCGCGAUGUCAGAUCGUUUGGGGCAAACAGCAAAGGGGAAGGAUGGAAAAAAGUAUUCGUCGCUCAACCUGUUUGAUACGUACAAGGGAAAGUCCUUAGAGAUUCAGAAACCCACAGUAGCCCCUCGCCAUGGCUUGCAGAGUCUCGGGAAAGUUGCCAUUGCCCGGCGUAUGCCACCCCCUGCGAACCUGCCAAGCUUAAAAGCAGAGAACAAAGGCAAUGACCCCAACGUCUCACUAGUACCAAAAGACGGGACAGGAUGGGCAAGCAAGCAGGAACAGUCAGACCCAAAGAGUACCGAUGCCUCGACAGCUCAGCCGCCGGAAUCGCCGUCGCCGCCGGCUUCACAGACGUCUGCCUCAAACCCACCGAAACGACCCCCGACAGCACCCGAGAAUCCCCCUACAGUAGCAAGCGGGGUAAAGUCUUGGGCACAGGCCAGCGUUACCCAUGGAGCGCAAGGAGAUGGUGGAAAGGGAUCAAGCCUACUGUCGCGAUUCUCUCGCGAGGAAUUUCCGACCCUGCAGGCGGCUGGAGACCAGGACAAAGCUGGCAAAGAAAAGGACACUACCGAUGCGUCGUAUGGGCCCGGACCAAACCUCCGCCCCCAGAAUGCGACGAGCUGGCGGGAUGGAGGCGGGCGGGGCACUGACGGGGAGGUGCCCGAGCAGCACCCCGGAGCCCCCGACGGGCGGGCCGGGGUGGGCAUGCAGCCCUCCGCCCCGCCCCACUUCCCUCCCUACCGGGGCAUGAUGCCACCAUUCAUGUACCCCCCGUACCUCCCGUUCCCGCCUCCGUAUGGGCCGCAGGGACCUUACCGCUACCCCACCCCGGACGCACAGAGGUUCCCGCGGCUGGCUGGGCCCCGCCCCUCGCAGCCCCCCCAGCGCGCGGCGGAGCCGGUGAGCCGCCCGCCCGUGCUCCGGCAGGACGAUCUGAAGGAGUUCGACGAACUGGACCAGGAGAACGACGAAGGCUGGGCAGGCGCGCACGAGGAGGUGGAUUACACCGAGAAGCUGAAAUUCAGCGACGAAGAGGACGGCAAAGAGUCUGACGAGGAAGGGGCCGAGAAACACCAGGACAGCGAGGGGCCGGGCCCCGAGGGCAAGAAGGCCAGCAGCCCCAAGGAGGAGCUGCCCCCUGUCAAGGCGGCCUGGGCCGAGGGCUCCCGCCCCCCGGAGGGGGCCAAGGAACCGCCCGCCGCCCCCGCACCUCGCCCCCCGCCACCGCCACCCCCACCCCCCAACCGGGGCAACUGGGGGCAGCCCAACGACUUCCCAGCGCGCCCCCCGGCGCCGGAGGACGAGGACGAAGCGUGGCGCCAGCGGCGGAAGCAGUCCUCCUCGGAGAUCUCGGCGGCGGUGGAGCGGGCGCGCCGGCGGCGGGAGGAGGAGGAGCGCCGCAUGCAGGAGGAGCGCCGGGCUGCCUGCGCCGAGAAGCUCAAGCGCCUGGACGAGAAGUUUGGGGCCCCCGACAAGCGCCUCAAAGCUGAGCCCCCCAAGGAAGCGCCCGCCCCCCCGCCGCCGCCGCCCCCCGACCCGGCCGUCGCCAGCCCCCCAGCCGCUGCCGCCCCCCCGGCCCCUGCCCCCCCAGAGGAGACAAGAGACCAGGAGGAGCCAGCCCCGGUCAGCAAACCCCGCAGCAGCGGCAGCAGCACCAGCGGCAGCUUCGACGCCGGGCUAGGUAGGAGGCAUCUUGGGGGCCCUGGGUAAC
Molecule: messenger RNA, 1950 nt
Organism: Terrapene triunguis (Three-toed box turtle)
Lineage: Eukaryota; Metazoa; Chordata; Testudines; Emydidae
Product: protein PRRC2A-like
Exons: 12
Coding region: 243-1949 (568 amino acids)
Biological process (GO): cell differentiation
Source: RefSeq, a predicted model, not a curated record